GGAAGUUGAUAAAUAGAGUUGCAUGCGAGUAUUUCGACCUUAUUUCAUCAGUGGAGUUGUGUCACUACCGGAGUAUAAUAAAUGGCAGAAAAGGACCCAGUAAAAGUGCUAAAGGAUGAAGUUCCUCUUUCCCCAAAGGUCAAAGUUCAUUCUACAGACAAAGACCAAUCUCAGCAACAAGGAAGUUCAAAAAAGAAAGAUAAAAAGAAAGACAAAAAACCUUUGUCACCACGGAAUGGCAACAAAGGUCAAGGUCAGACAGACAAAGGUCAAGGCCAUCCAGACAAAAGUCAAACUCAAGUACCUGUAGACAAAGGUAAAGACCAAAGUGAUAAAGGUCAGGGUCAAUCAGAGGAUGGAACUCCACAAAAAUCAAAGGCAGAACUAAAAGCAGAAAGAAGGGCUAUACAGGAAGCACAGAGAGCAGCAAAACUAGCAGCAAAAUCUGCUUCAACAGGAAAGGACGGUGGCCAGGCAGUAUCAGCAACGCCACCCCCUGUCACAAAGAAGGAACCAAAACGAGUGCCAGACCACCUCAAGGCGGAUGAUGCAGAAAUCCAAAAAAAGCUCGCCAAGAAAUUGGAAAAACAACAGAUACCACAGAGGACUUCUACGCAGCGCAAAGUCCGACUUUUCAAUCAUCUACAUCAAUAUGAACGCCAGUCGUCCUUAACAAACUCCCUCAAAUUUUCUACCAGUAGUAGUAUCCAUCCUGCUAUAGUCAAACUGGGUGUCCAGUACGCCGAGGGAAUCAUCACCGGAUCCAACGCCCGAUGUCUCGCCAUGUUAGCUGCGUUUAAACAGGUAGUAACUGACUAUGUUACGCCUCAACAGAAAGAGCUAUCCAGAGACUUAGAGGCACGCAUCAAACCCUACAUCAGUUUCCUGAACCAGUGUCGGCUGAUAUCAGUUAGUAUGGGCAAUGCCAUUAAAUACCUAAAAUGGAACAUUUCACAUAUACCACGGGAUAGCUCUGAAAUUGAGGCAAAGAAAGCCUUAACCGAAUGUAUUGACAGAUUUGUAAGAGAGAAAAUUUUGCUUGCUGGGGAUGGCAUUUCUAAAUAUGUAAAGGAUGAGAAGAAGAUCGCUGAUGGAGAUGUUAUAGUAGUGUUUGGGAGCUCCUCACUGGUGAAGAAGGUAUUAUGUGAUGCCCAUAGAAGAAUGAUAAAGUUCGGAGUCAUCGUUGUGGACGGUCAACCCAGAAUGGAAGGCCGAGAGAUGUUAAGAAAACUUGUAAGGUGUGGCAUCAAGUGUUCCUAUGUUCUGAUGAAUGCAGCGUCCUACGUAAUGCAAGAGGCGACCAAGGUGUUUCUAGGCGCUCAUGCGUUGUUAGCCAACGGAUGUGUCAUGUCCCGAGUAGGCUCUUCGCUUAUAGCUCUCAUCGCUAAGUCAUAUAACAUACCAGUUCUCGUCUGUUGUGAGACCUACAAGUUCUGCGAGAGGGGACAAACCGACUCUUUUGUAUUCAAUGAACUCGGUGACCCUGAAGAUCUGGUUUCCAUCGGUAACAAGACUCAAUACCUGACACAGUGGCGAGAUCACGCGUCCUUGACCUUGCUUAACCUCGUGUAUGAUGUUAUGCCGCAGGAAUUUGUUUCUUUAGUGAUUACAGAGCUCGGACUCAUUCCUUGUACAUCUGUGCCAGUAGUUCUUAGGAUGCAGCAAAUAGAGACCAAUGAAACUUGAGGACACAAAACUCUCCCAGCCAAUCAAAUGUGAUAUAACAACAUUGACCUGACUCUGUCAUUUUUAGCUCACCUGGCCCAAAGGUCCAAGUGAGCUUAUGCCGUGGUGCGGCGUUCGUCUGUCGUCCAGCUUCAAUAUUUUCAGGUCACAGGGGUCAAUUGUCUUAAACAAUCUUAAAAUAACCUCUUCUGAAUAACCAAAAUGCCCAGGGUGAUGA
This is a messenger RNA of Mizuhopecten yessoensis (Yesso scallop), 1903 nucleotides long. Its product is annotated as translation initiation factor eIF-2B subunit delta-like. NCBI's taxonomy places the organism in Eukaryota, Metazoa, Mollusca, Bivalvia, Pectinida, Pectinidae. The transcript has 12 exons. Bases 82 to 1686 code for a protein of 534 amino acids. The record is from RefSeq and is a predicted model, not a curated record.